Spirodela intermedia is the source of this 837-nucleotide messenger RNA. Lineage: Eukaryota; Viridiplantae; Streptophyta; Magnoliopsida; Alismatales; Araceae. The record is from the annotation of a GenBank genome assembly.
AUGCAACUGGGGACCGCCAGCAACAACGACGACUUGCUGGGUUUACUCCUGGAAUCCAAUCAAAAUCAAUGCGAAGAAAAGAAAAAUGCUGAGAGAUUUAUGAUGACGACAGAGGAUGUGAUUGAGGAAUGUAGGCUGUUCUACUUUGCUGGACAGGAGAUGACAUCAGUUUUGCUCACUUGGACGAUGGUAGUUUUAAGCAUGCACCAGGAUUGGGAGGCCAGAGCGAGGGAAGAGUUUCUGCAAGUGUUUGGUGGAUGGAAGCUAGAGUUUGAAGGCCUCAACCAAUUGAAAGUCGUGAGUAGCCCUCAUAUCGCCCUUUUAAGUAGGUUUCAUAUCCUAUAUUGAUAAAAAAAAAAGAAAAUGGCAAUUUGACUAUAUAAUAGUAAUUUUUUUCCUGAUGCAGGUCACCGUGAUCCUUCAUGAAGUUCUUAGAUUGUACCCUUUUCCCUAUAACUGUUCAGAAGCCAAUGAAAUUGGGAGAAUUCAAAAUCCCCCCUGGUGUGAAUAUCCUCAUACCGAUGAUUUACAUGCAUCAUGAUCCGGAAAUUUGGGCCGAGAGGUUCGCGGAAGGGGUUUCCAAGGCAUCAAAGGAUCCUGCAGCUUAUCUUCCUUUCAGCAGUGGGCCUCGGAUAUGCAUCGGGCAGAACUUUGCCAUGGUAGAAGCAAAGUUCUGUUUGGCAAUGAUUCUGUGGCGCUUUUCUUCCUUUGAGAUUUUGCCUUCAUACUCGCAUGCCCCCUACAAACUCGUUGCUUUUCAGCCCUGACGUGGGGUUCAGAUUAUCCUGCACAAGCUGUGACUUCAUCGUCACUAACCCAGUUAUGUCACGAGCAUGA